UUGGGGUGAGAUCAAUGGAUUCAGGAAGCGGUAGAAAUUUGGAGAAUACAGUGAAGAGAAUCUAUCAUGAUCAGCUUGUUCCAAAGAUAAACACAAGCAAGAAAAUGUCCACCUUAGCAAAUUCACCUAACAGCCUGGAGGUGCCACCAGAGAUGAAGAAAAGCUGCGGAGAGAAACAAGUAGAAAUCACAGCUGAAAGAAUAAAAAUGGCAAAGAGCAUCAAAGAAAAACAAAAUAAUGAUUUAGAGAAAGUGGCCUUUAAACGGAAGGCAGAAGGUGAAGAAAAGCCAGUGGGAAAGAAAGAGGCAAAGAUACUCGAACUUGACARUCAGUUAAUCACCAUGCCUCUGCCUCACAUCCCCUUAAAGAACAUAAUGGAUGUGGAGAUGAAGUUGGUCUACAUUGAUGAAGAGGACGUGAGCUAUGAGUUUGUGGAGUCCUUCAUGUCCACUGGGAUUCAGCCAGCAUGCCAAGCUACUGAAAUAGUAGACCCUUUGAGUGUACCUAAUUUCAGCUUUCUGCCUCAGAUUGACAAAUGGCUUCAGGUAGCCUUAAAGGAUGCCAGCUCUUGCUAUAGACAAAAGAAAUACGCCGUGGCAGCGGGACAGUUCAGAACAGCACUUGAGCUUUGCAGCAAAGGGGCAGCUCUGGGAAAACCUUUUGAAUCAUCUGCUGAAGAUAUAGCAAGCGUGGCAAGUUUCAUUGAGACAAAGCUUGUUACCUGCUAUCUUCGGAUGAGGAAACCUGACCUUGCUCUGAAUCAUGCACACAGGAGUAUUGUUCUAAACCCAGCCUAUUUCCGAAACCAUCUUCGUCAAGCAACAGUGUUUAGAUGUCUGGAGAGAUAUUCAGAAGCUGCCCGGAGUGCCAUGAUUGCUGACUACAUAUUCUGGCUCAGAGGAGGAAGUGACCAGUGUGUAAGCAAGCUCAUCAAGCUGUAUUGGCAGGCCAUGAUUGAAGAAGCCAUCACCAGAGCUGAAUCUUUCUCAGUUAUGUACACACCAUUUGCAACAAAAAUAAGAGCUGAUAAAAUAGAAAAAGUAAAAGAGGUUUUCACAAAAACUCAUCCUGCGUAUGUAGAGUACAUCUACACAGACCUUCAAGGACUCCACCUGUUGCCUCAGACCGCUGACUGGUCAUCAUUUCCUCCUCAACAAUAUCUCUUGACUCUUGGUUUCAAAAACAAAGAAGAUGGGAAAUUUUUGGAAAAAAUAUCAAGUAGGAAACUUCCAACAUUUACAGAACAUAAAACUCCUUUCGGUCUGCUGACCAAAGAAGACACAGUGAGACACAUGGAGACGAUGGGGAAGCGAAUCUUGCCGAUAUUGGAUUUUAUUAGAGGCACCCAAUUGAAUGGGAGCAUGUGUGCGUGCUCGGGCGUGAUGGAGAAGUUGCAGUACGCCAGCCUCCUCAGCCAGCUGCAGAGAGUAAAGGAGCAGUCCCAAGUGAUUAAUCAAGCAAUGGCAGAGCUAGCAACCAUUCCCUAUCUACAGGACAUCAGUCAACAGGAGGCGGAAUUGCUGCAGUCGCUAAUGGCAGAUGCUAUGGACACCCUUGAAGGAAGAAGAAGCGAUAAAGAACGUGUGUGGAAUACAAUCCAAAAGAUUGGACGAAUUGAAGAUUUUCUAUACCAGUUAGAGGACAGUUUCUUAAAGACUAAAAAGCUGAGAACUGCUCGAAGGCAAAAAACAAAAAUGAAACGGCUUCAAACGGUGCAGCAAAGCUAGUCACUAAGGAGCAGGCCUCACCAUCAGACGUCCCAGGGAAAGAGACCAGGGUGUCCACCCAGCCCGACU
Messenger RNA from Urocitellus parryii (Arctic ground squirrel), 1796 nucleotides. It is a transcript of the gene Spata16, whose product is annotated as spermatogenesis associated 16. Lineage: Eukaryota; Metazoa; Chordata; Mammalia; Rodentia; Sciuridae. Gene Ontology annotation, cellular component: Golgi apparatus. Gene Ontology annotation, molecular function: protein binding. Gene Ontology annotation, biological process: spermatogenesis. The record is from RefSeq and is a predicted model, not a curated record.